UUUGGGUGGACUUCCCACUGACACGCAUCAGCCGGUCAUUAGAUCUGUUCUUCAUCCAGACUCCUCGUCGAACCGGGUUCACAUAGUGUAUUGUUUGGUUGUCGGUUUAUGAUUUUCCAUUUAUUGAGUAGGUUAUCAGCGAAGGUGCCGAGCGUUGUGUACAGGGCCGCAUUGAUCAUGAAGCCGCAGGUUGUGUUCGUGUUAGGAGGGCCUGGGGCGGGGAAAGGGACCCAGUGUACCAGAAUCGUUGAGAACUACAGUUACACCCACCUGUCUGCCGGAGACCUGCUGAGGGCCGAGCGAAGCCGAGAGGCUUCAGAGUUCGGACAGCUCAUUGACAGUUACAUCAAGGAUGGCAAGAUCGUCCCUGUCGAGAUCACCAUUAACUUACUCAGGAAGGCCAUGGAGGAAACCAUGGAGAUGGACGAGAAGAAGUUCCGCUUCCUCAUUGACGGCUUCCCCCGAAAUGAAGACAACCUCCAGGGGUGGACCACUGUCAUGGAAGGGAAGGCUAACGUCAAAUUUGUGCUUUUCUUCGACUGUACUAGUGAGGUCUGUAUCGACCGAUGUCUAGAAAGAGGGAAGAGCAGCGGGCGCACGGACGACAACAGAGCGAGUCUGGAGAAAAGGAUCCAGACCUACCUGCAGUCGACACGGCCCAUCAUUUCACUGUAUGAGAAACAGGGCAAGGUGCGCACCGUGGAUGCCUCGUACGGUGUGGACGAGGUUUUUAACAACGUCAAAGCCAUCCUGGACAAAGAGGGUUGAAAUCCCAACCAACUGCCAACGACUGUAACAUUCACAGUUACGUUUAGUUUGUCUUUGUAUCAACUGCAGCAACACUAUACUCAGUUUACAUGUCGGUUCAUAUUACUUUUUACAUUUAAAAAAAAAACAAAACCUUUUUUGUCAGUGCCGAGCUGCUCGUCCAAGGGUGUGAGUGAAUGUGUGUGUAAGAGUGAAUAAGAUGGGUAGGAAGAUGCUGUAUUGACCAACCUCACUGGGUUUCACUACGGUAGUUGUACACCAACUGACAGGCCUGUCAUUGUAGUCGUGGGGCUUUGUAUAGGGACAAGACUAAUAGAAUUGCUCUUAGCUUGGUGAGGCACUUAUUUUUGUUGUCAAGCAGAGGCAUAUACAGUACUGUAUGUUAUUUUAAGGUAAUUAUUUUUGGUGAUAAAAUCUGCGUACACACCAUUGUUAGCCGUUCCCUAAGCGAAAACGUGCAUUUUCACAGACCAACCACUUCUAUGGACUAAAUCAGAGCUCUCCAACCCUGUUCCUGAAGAGCUACCAUCCUGUCCAUUUUCGCUCCAACCCCAGUUAUAAUUAACCUGAUUCAGUUUAUCAACCAGCUAAUUAGAUCAGGGUUGCACCCAGGGGGGACCCUGGACCGAGUUUGGGAAACCUUGUGUUAGAUUAGGGAUGGACUGAACCUACAGGACGGUAGAGCUCGAGGAACGGGGUUGGUGAGCCCUGGAUUACAUGGGGAAUGAUGAUGAAGAAAAGGGUAGCCAGAGAGGGAGAAAAGAGAUGUCGUCUCAUGUGAAUCAAUUUGGUUGUACUCAGAGAUGAACAUGGUCUUAAGACUUCCCCUGUGUACUAAUAAAAUAUAUAAAGCACCGGUCUCAUGUUGGAAGAAAUAUGAAUAGCGGUCCCAUAGGACCACAGGGAAUCGAGACACAGUAGCCGUGAUUGCAGUAUUGCAAAUUUGUGGAUUAAACUGGCAUGGCAACGAUAGUUGUUACUGCACAUACGGUGUGGGACCAAUUUUGAACUUAAACUUGUUAAAUCAAGUUUAAACUUGGGACUAUCCGCAAGUUUGUGUCACUGCACAUGAAAGAGUAUUUGGUGUUCUCCCGAAUGCUGAAAUACUGACAGGUCUUUGUAGUGUGACUGAAAAUGUAAAGUCCAAUGCUUACCGUGUUCUCCAACAAGGACUUGCCUGUGUUAUGUAUGAGUCAUUACAAAAGUGCACAAAGAUCAGCUCCCGACGGUUAAGUUUCUGUUGUGUGUUAUUUGUUAAAUCUUUGAUUAUGCGACAAAGGAUGAAGGACCAGUUUUGUCGAAUCAGAGUAUAUUGCCAUGUAAAGUGGGAGAAACCGUCAAAUACAAACAAACCAAAUAUACCCCCCUC
Molecule: messenger RNA, 2137 nt
Organism: Salvelinus namaycush (lake trout)
Lineage: Eukaryota; Metazoa; Chordata; Actinopteri; Salmoniformes; Salmonidae
Product: UMP-CMP kinase
Exons: 6
Coding region: 109-768 (219 amino acids)
Biological process (GO): 'de novo' pyrimidine nucleobase biosynthetic process; UDP biosynthetic process; CDP biosynthetic process
Cellular component (GO): nucleus; cytoplasm
Molecular function (GO): UMP kinase activity; ATP binding
Source: RefSeq, a predicted model, not a curated record